UUGCUAAACCCUCUCAGCUGGCACAAAACCUUCACCGUGCUCUCUCUGUCUUCUCUGUCUCUCUGUCUCUGUGUGUACAAUGCUCACCCGCUUCAUUACCAGAUCCUCGCAGUGUCGUCUCCUAACCCUAAUAUCUUCCCCAAAUCACAUCUCAAACCCCAAACAUCACCACCAUCUCCAUACUUUGCUCUCUCCAAUUCCAAACCCUAGCUCCAAUUUCUCCUUCUUCAUCGCCCGAUGCUUCUCGAGCAAUGAUAACAACAAUGGUGGAAACAAUAAUAAGAGGAACAGUAAUGAUCAGCCAACCUCAACAACCGAUUUGUGGAAGAUUUCGAGGGAGAAUGAUCAGUCUGUGGACUCCGUCUUCGGAACUCUCGAAGGCAGCGAUUCAAAACCAGAGAAUGAGCCGUGGUUGAGAGCUUCGGCAGAUGGGGUUGAUACAGAGGAAGAUAUUUUCAAGGGCAUUGAUAAAGAGGUUAAGAUUGGUGAAGAAGAUUGGGCGACAGCUGAUGAUGAUUACAAGCCCUGGACUUUGGCGGAAGAAGAGAAAAGCGAGGUCGAUGUGUUCGAUAUAGGAGCUGAACUAUCAGAAAUGCGUGUUGGUGAUGGUGAUUCUGAUGAGAGAGUGGAGAUUGACAAGAGUGAACAAGUUAAAAAGCUUGAGGAGGAAGAGAAAAUGCUCUCUCUUGUACUCAAAGGUCCAAAUCGAGCAUUCGGUGACCUAGUUGCAGCAUCUGGUAUCACAGACGCAAUGCUAGAUAGUUUGAUUGCUCUGAAGGAUCUGGAUGGUGUUCAAGGAUUGCCUCCACUAAAAGAAAUAGAAGACAUUCGUUAUCUGAAAAAUACACGAAAAUCUACAAGAGCUGAAAUAGAGCGCCAGAAACAGGAAGAAGUUGCCAAUGCACGGGUGAGACAAGUAGAUGAAAAGGGAAGGGCUUAUGGAACUGGAAGAAGGAAAUGCAGUGUGGCCCGUGUUUGGAUCCAACCCGGUGAUGGUAAAUUUGUAGUUAAUGACAAAGAGUUUGAUGUCUAUUUCCCAAUGCUUGAUCAUCGUGCUGCUCUUCUUCGGCCUUUUUCUGAGACGAAGACUUUGGGUCUUUGGGACAUCAGUUGUACUGUGAAAGGAGGUGGUGUUACAGGUCAAGUGGGGGCAAUUCAAUUGGGGAUCAGCAAAGCCUUGCAAAACUGGGAACCUGAUCUGCGCACACCUCUCAGAGCGGUUGGUUUCCUGACGAGGGAUCCAAGAGUUGUAGAAAGGAAAAAACCUGGUAAAGCCAAAGCCAGAAAGAGCUUCCAGUGGGUCAAGCGUUGAUCGAUGGUUGGAAUAUCUUUAUUUGAACAAAGUUUUUGUACGACGCAUUGUGACAUUGUCUACUUGCAAUAAGUUGUUGAUAUCCUUUCAGCUAGCAUGGGCAUCUCUCGUGUAUUGUAGCUUGUAAGCCAGUCUUCUUACCCUAGUUCCAGCAUGACAAUGAAGAUUUUGUUGACCCGAAAUAUAUGAUCACUUGGAGCUAUUUUUGACCAGAGAAUUCUGUAUUUGAUUCUUUAUCUCUUCCUUGCUACUAUCUGAUGCCUUGCUUGAAGUCUUGCUCUUUACAGUGGCUCGUUUGCAAUUUGCCUUGUUUGGACAUUCAUAUAUUGGUGUUUUAUGGAAUUGAACGAAAAUUCAUCGAAUUUGAUUACUGGGAAAUUGCUUCCUUUACUUCAACGUCUAUUUAUUUGUUUA
This is a messenger RNA of Camellia sinensis, 1726 nucleotides long. Its product is annotated as Ribosomal protein S5 domain 2-like superfamily protein. Gene Ontology annotation, biological process: translation. NCBI's taxonomy places the organism in Eukaryota, Viridiplantae, Streptophyta, Magnoliopsida, Ericales, Theaceae. Gene Ontology annotation, cellular component: cytosolic small ribosomal subunit; ribosome. Gene Ontology annotation, molecular function: structural constituent of ribosome; RNA binding. The record is from RefSeq and is a predicted model, not a curated record.